Messenger RNA from Phaeoacremonium minimum UCRPA7, 897 nucleotides. RefSeq names its product putative mitochondrial phosphate carrier protein. Bases 1 to 897 code for a protein of 298 amino acids. NCBI's taxonomy places the organism in Eukaryota, Fungi, Ascomycota, Sordariomycetes, Togniniales, Togniniaceae. Gene Ontology annotation, biological process: mitochondrial phosphate ion transmembrane transport. The transcript has 3 exons. Gene Ontology annotation, molecular function: phosphate transmembrane transporter activity. The record is from RefSeq and is a predicted model, not a curated record. Gene Ontology annotation, cellular component: mitochondrial inner membrane.
AUGUCAACGCUGAAAUCAAAGGACGAAGUACCGACUUUCACGCCCAGCGACUAUGUCAAGUUCUUUGGUGCUGGCGCGUUGGCUGCGACGCUCACUCAUGGCGCCGCCACGCCCAUUGACGUCGUCAAGACCCGAAUCCAGGUCGACGAUGCCAUGAAGGGACUCAACAUGAUCUCAGCAGGGCGCAAGAUCGUUGCAGGCGAGGGCGCCGCCGCGCUGCUGACCGGCUUCGGCCCCACGGCCGUCGGCUACCUGGUGCAGGGUGGCGGCAAGUUCGCCGGCUACGAGUUCUUCAAGAAGCAGUUCGUGGGCCUGGUCGGCGGGCCCGACCGCGCCACGCAGUACCGCACCCCGAUCUACCUCGGCGCGAGCGCCAGCGCCGAGUUCUUCGCAGACAUCCUGCUGUGCCCGCUCGAGGCGACGCGCAUCCGCCUCGUGUCUCAGCGUGGCUUCGCGACCGGGCUGACGUCUGGCUUCAUGCGCCUCGCGCGCGAGGAGGGCUUCAAGGGCUUCUACUCGGGCUUCGUCCCGCUGCUGUUCAAGCAGGUCCCGUACGCGGUGGGGCAGUUCUCCGUGCACGAGGCUGCCGUCGAGGCCAUCUACCGAACGAUUGGCCCGGAGCGGAAGGCGAAACUAACGCAGCUGGAGUCGACUGGCGUCGAGCUGACGAGCGGCAUUGUAGCAGGUGUCGCCGCGGCGGUGCUGUCACAUCCAGCAGAUACCCUUUUGUCGGCAAUGAACAAGGGUGCUGGUGACCCGAAUCAGAGCACAAUGAGCAGAAUGUUUGGGCUCGCCCGGGAAUUCGGACCCAAGCGGCUGCUAUUGACGGGUCUGGGCCCUCGUAUCGUCAUGACUUUCGGGGCUCCCCCAAGCAUCGAAAUACACAAGGAGGAGUAA